AAGGCGGGUCAUAUUGUCAAAACAAUGGAGCUAGCGUGGUAGCUAGAAGGGGCACUGCGGAAGGUUGUGAGAUAAGAAACACAUUUCUUACCAAAGACAGUACUAUUUCCUUUAUUUCAUGCGUUUUACGUUGAACGGAUUCAAAUGGCUUUCAAGACUUACAUAUAUUAUUUUCAUUUAUCCUAAAAAUACAACGUAAGACACGCAUUGCUGUCAACCUUGACAUGCUAACGUUACAUGCAGUUGCAUAAGUAGCCUUAGUUCCUUGGUAGAAAUUCACUGUAUUGUCAACCACCUAACAGCCACGAAGAUGGCUUCUCUCAGAGCAUUGUCGUCCACCAGGGUUGGCACUUUCUUCUACAGGAAAGCACCAAGCUCCACCCAAGUUUUAGCAUCAUGCAGUAUUUGGUGCAGAAGAAAUCUGUAUGGGUCACUCAGAAGACAUAACAGCAUGUCUGCAUGGGUUAUUGACCAAUACGGUACGAAUGAGGUCCUAAGGGUUAGCGAUGAAAUCAUGAUGCCCACCAUAAACCUAGCCAGCGAAGUGCUGAUAAAAGUUGAAGCUGCCAGCCUCAACCCCCUUGACAUCUCGAUGAGGGGUGGUUAUGGAGCUACACUGUUGAAGUUGAGACGUGACCCCAUGUCUGUGAUGCAGAAUGACACCGAGUUCCCGCUGAUCCUGGGCCGUGAUGUUUCUGGUGUAGUGGUGGAAUGCGGCUCCCAGGUCACACAUUUUGCUCCAGGUGAUGAGGUAAAGGUCAACAGCUUAAUGGUGUGGGCAGCAGUACCUCCCUGGAAGCAGGGCAGUCUGGCCGAGUACCUGACCCUCACCGAGUACGAGGUCUCCCACAAACCAAAAUCGCUGAGUCACACAGAAGCCGCCUCCGUCCCUUAUGUCGCCACAACAGCUCUGUCUGCCCUGGUCAAUGCCGCCGGCCUGUGCAGUGACAACUGCUCCGAUAAAAGGGUUCUGAUCACUGGAGGUUCUGGGGGCGUUGGGACCUUCUCCAUCCAGCUCCUCAAGGCUUGGGGGGCCCAUGUGACGGUGACCUGUGCUGGGAACGCAGAGGGGCUGGUGCGAGGCCUGGGAGCGGACGAGGUGGUGGACUACACCGCUGGGGACGUGGCUGCUCAGCUGGAGGCCACAGAGAAGUACGACGUGGUCCUUGACAACGUGGGGGGCGUGGACACGGAGCGGUGGGCCCUGGGCCUGCUGAGGCCCUGGUCGGGGGCCAAGUACGUCACGCUGGUCAGCCCCCUCCUGCACAGCACCGACGCGGCGGGCCUGGUGGAGGGACUGGGGCGCUCCGGCUGCAGCCUGCACAGCAAGGCCCUGCAGAACCUGCUGUCCCGCGGCGUCUUCUACCGCUGGGGCUUCUACGCGCCAGACGGCCCCGCCCUGGAUGAGGUCAGCGCGCUGGUGGACGCCGGGAAGGUAUCUCUCCAUCUCUGUCUCUCCGUCUCCCUCUGUCUCUUUCUCUCUCUCUCUUCCCCUCUAUCUGUCUCUCUGUCUCCCCUCUGUCUCUCGGUCUCCCCUCUGUCUCUCCCUCUUCUUCUCCCUCUCCCUUCUUACUUCCAACUCUUGCAUGUAUUCCUAAAUUGUGUGUUUCUGUUUGAUGGAGGUUCUUCUCUGUGGCCUCCAGCUGAGAAGCCGCGCCCCCUACGGUGUAAUGCACCACCUCGUCCGCUCCCAGGUCCUCUCACCAGCCCCUCCGCGUGUCCAGAGCAGGUCACCGUCACAUGGGCACCCCAGUCCUUGAGGGGCUAACACAGGUCACAGCAGGGGGUGGGGGUGGGGGUGGGGGUGUGGGGAAAGAGCGUCCACCACAUGGCAUGGAUUCCAUGCGUGCUGCUCCACAUGCGACCCAAAGCCGAGCACCAUAUCGGAUUGUGUGUGUGUGUGUUGUGGUGCGUGUGUGAUGAGUCAGGCGAUCGGUAGACGGUGAACGGGGCUUUCAGAGACAAUGCUGUGCUGCCGGUUCUGAGGGGCUUUUAUGCUCUGGCUUACCGCAAGCUGCCCGCCUGGGGGGGUGGGCGGGGGGGGCUGUUUUUUGUUGUUGAUGGCGGGAAGCUAACACACACACACACCCACACACACACACAGUCACUCUGGGUUUUAUCCGCCCUGUGUUUUCGGUCAGAUCGUGUGGAUGGCAUCCAGUAUGAGCUGUACAUUCAUUGUUAAUGUGGAGGGCUGGGCAGGUGAUGGACGCUCUCAUAGGAUUGUCCGGCCUCAUCACAUCUGAGGCUAGAAAUCUCACUCACCCUCUGACUCACUCACUCACUCACUGACUGACUGAAUGUCUCACUCUGGCAUCAGGAAUAGUUUGAAUACGAUGUGUCUCAGAGGGUAGAUUGUGAUGCCUGCACCAGCAGAGCGUGUCGAGGGUUCAAUAGUUUCCCCGUACUUGGUCUCUGUCCGCUGCAUUGUCAACAGCAUAGUCAAUUGGUUUCAGCAGCAGCACAUCCCAGGAGGUUACAAAAUGUUGUUGUUUUUUCAAAAAGUACGGUCAAAUUGGGUUCUGCAGGAUCUAGAGCCAGAGCUCGGCCCGUUGUCAAGCGGUAUCAAAACGCUCUCUCUGCCAAUAUGGCGGAAUUCAGGGGUGAUCUGCUGUCAGGAAUAGUUUGCAGGCAGGGCAUGUACAUCGGAGGGAAGAUAAUGAGGCCUGCACAAGCAGGGAGACCGCCCGCCCAGCCUGGAGGGGGGCUGGAGAGUCCUCAUGAAUAAUUCCUUCAAGGCUUCGGCUUUGAGGCUGUGGCUGAACCAGAAGAUCGUGGAGCCACAGCCUCCUGCUCAGAAUGUUGGAGUUGUUCAGUGUAUCCUGUUCGAGUUACAUUUGCUAACAUGUGUCAUGAUACAAGGGACAGGGUUAGCAUCAGUCCCUGUUGAACGCUACUUGUUGCGUUUGUUGUGUACUGAGGUUCUGCACAAGCUAGCAUGAGCAGCAGCCAGCGCUCAUGCUAUCAGAGCAGGGGAGAGGGGAGGAAAUUGGGGCAAUGGUUUAUUCCCUAUGAAUAGCUUUGACAGGUGUAUAUAUUACCUUUCUUGGACUAUUUCAUUGUUGAUCCAUUGUUUUUCUUGGAUUUGAAUGCUUGUGCAUCGUAACACUCAUAAUAACUGUGACACCUGUGUUUGACCUACAAGGACGCCUUUUGCAAAGGGUGGAUAACAUAUUGAAUGACAAUAAUCUGAGUCCGGGAUCAUCAUAGCUGGCGCAUCGGGUGGUCCUCACUCAGUCUGUCGUGUCUCUUAUCCGUGUUCUGAUGGGUUAGUGUGUUCUUCCCGCCCACAGCUGCUGCCGGUGGUGCAGGCGUGCUUCCCCUUCAGCCAGGUGCCGCAGGCCUUCCAGAGGGUGGAGCAGGGCCACGCCCGGGGCAAGACGGUCAUCAGCGUGGGGGGCCAGCGGGACCCCCUGUCUGAGCAGGAGGAGGGCUGCCCCGUGGAGGACGGGGGCCGCCACGCCCGCGCUCAGACGGCCCACUCUUAGCGGGCAGAGGAUGGGCCAUGUUGCUCUGGAGACGUGAGGCCACGCCGAGCAGGCAGGAUAACAUGUACUUUAUCAACUCCCACAGGGGUUUAA
Gadus morhua (Atlantic cod) is the source of this 3581-nucleotide messenger RNA. Its product is annotated as reticulon-4-interacting protein 1 homolog, mitochondrial. The coding region runs from base 311 to 1768 and encodes 485 amino acids. The transcript has 8 exons. Gene Ontology annotation, molecular function: zinc ion binding; oxidoreductase activity. The record is from RefSeq and is a predicted model, not a curated record. Gene Ontology annotation, cellular component: mitochondrion. NCBI's taxonomy places the organism in Eukaryota, Metazoa, Chordata, Actinopteri, Gadiformes, Gadidae.